Molecule: messenger RNA, 650 nt
Organism: Populus euphratica (Euphrates poplar)
Lineage: Eukaryota; Viridiplantae; Streptophyta; Magnoliopsida; Malpighiales; Salicaceae
Product: zinc finger A20 and AN1 domain-containing stress-associated protein 9-like
Exons: 1
Coding region: 169-612 (147 amino acids)
Molecular function (GO): DNA binding; zinc ion binding
Source: RefSeq, a predicted model, not a curated record
UGAUCCGAAAUUCCGAAUCCCAAAAGGGAUUAAAACACGUAAUUAAUGAUUGAAAAACCCUACCUCUAUAUAACACACACAAAAGGCCAUAUAGCAAGAAAUAAAAAAAAUCUCUGAACUCAUUCUCAUGCUGGACUUGCGCAUCAUCUAAUCAUCCAGAAAGAAUUGAUGGAUUCACAAGACAAGUUGACUCCUGCGUUGUGUGCCAAGGGCUGUGGCUUCUUUGGCUCUCCGGAAAACAAAAAUCUUUGUUCUAAGUGUUACAAAGACUAUCUCAAAGAAGAGGUAAUUACUAAGACUGCAGACAAACUCUCUGAACUUGUCAUCACCCCAUCAUCUGAUGAUAAGAACCCAGCUGUUGUUUCUAAUGAAACAGCUUCAACAACCACCACAACUGCAUCCUCUACAACGGUGCUGAAAAAUAGAUGUGAAUGCUGCGGCAAGAAAGUUGGUUUGAUGGGGUUCAAGUGCCGCUGCGGGAAAACCUUCUGUGGGGUUCAUCGAUAUGCCAAGGAGCACUCCUGCACCUUUGAUUUCAAGAAUUUUGAUCGACAAAUUUUGGCUAAGCAAAACCCGCUUGUUGCUGGUGAUAAACUUGAUGCUAGAAUCUGAUGCAGUCUUUAAAUCUUCGAUCUUCAAUUAAUCUUUGU